This is a messenger RNA of Xiphophorus maculatus (southern platyfish), 2073 nucleotides long. It is a transcript of the gene kdf1a, whose product is annotated as keratinocyte differentiation factor 1. Gene Ontology annotation, biological process: keratinocyte development; regulation of epidermal cell division. Gene Ontology annotation, cellular component: cell junction. The transcript is spliced from 4 exons. Lineage: Eukaryota; Metazoa; Chordata; Actinopteri; Cyprinodontiformes; Poeciliidae. The record is from RefSeq and is a predicted model, not a curated record. The coding region runs from base 331 to 1521 and encodes 396 amino acids.
UUAGCUGUAGCCGCAGGUGAUAGCCAAGUACUGGGAAACGCUCGGCAGCUGCGGGGAACUCGCUUUUUCUCUUUUUGACCAGAAGGGACUGUUUGGAUGUGCUGGCUGAUCUCGUUCGGUGGCGGCGCCGGACUCCGGGCUUCGACUGCUUCGUCCUCGCUUGUUGGAUGAAACAGUAACUCACCUGGAAGUCCCCGGUCCCGUCGACGCUCCUUCCCAGUUUGAGGCGCUAGCAGCAGGAGCUGCGUCGGCGUGAGACUUCCGCGGUUCGCUCACCAGCGAGCACAACCACAACAGUUUCUGCUUAUGCGGCCCCGGGCGUUUUGAGCCAUGCCUGGCCACAGCUCAGGGGCUCCCCAGACGUCCCGCCACUCAAAGCAUCACACCUCCACCUCUCAGGGCAACCACAAACCAAGUCGAACUAUAUACAGGGAGAGCACGGGCUUACCUGACCUCAGGGAUCUUCAUGGGGAACAUUUCCGCGAGCACCACAACGACCACCCUCGGCAUUCGGAGAGCAAGAAUGGCCCCAGUAGAAGAUACCCGCGAAACGGCACGGCCCGGGGCUCAGAGACUAUAGGAUUUAUUCCAGGGUCGGCUGACAGCGCGCCGGCCAGCAGGCCCUCAUGCGGCUCCUGCCCCUCUAUGGGCUGGAGUGGCUGCAAAGCCUUGCUCUGCCGUAUGCUCAAUUGUGGCUGUUGUGGCAGCCGAGAGACCUCUCUGCCCGUUAACGAGAGCUCAACAGACCACCCACCCAAAUUAGGCGGUGAGCCUUCUAACGGCAUGGCUCUGACCAACCCAACCUGUGGUGUCUCCAUGGAGCCCGGCAAGCCCACCAAAUCUGCCAGGUUACCCACCAGCGAAAGUUUUCGCUACCAAGACGUUCGUUUUAGGGGCGAGAUUGUAAAUUAUCCAGUGAAUCCUUCCAAACGGACCCGUCCUCCCGCAAAAGGGGAAAGCCAUAGACCGAUCAGCAACACCAGCCUCUUGUCCAACGACUGCUACGACUUGGACGACCCGUGCGACAGCACAGAUGUUGACUCUCUUAUCACCAAGAAGCUCUUGGAGCUGUACGCCUUCCAUCAGAUCGAAGAGCUCGCCAAGUGUACGUCCGAUUCCUCUUUCUUCCGCAAGACGAACGAGAUAAGCGACCUUAUCUACAACAUUGCCCAGAACUACAACCUGGAGGAACAGGAGGCUGAGUGCAAGCUGGUGCACGGGGUCAUCCGCAUCAGCACGAGGAAGGCCAAGAAGAAGACCAGCCACCAGUUGACCGGGCAGCGUCCUAACGGCAGGAACGACGGGACUCUGCCCGAUAGCGGCAACGAGACCAUGACCCAAACCUUCAUGAGCAGUGAUUUUCCAGAGGUGAAAGUGUCUGAGCAAACGCCGUCAGACGAGCUGGCGAGGAAAAUGAGACAAUACGGCUCAAGAACAUAUUCCUCCAGCACUUCCACAGCCUACUCUCCCUACCAGCACGACACCGGGACAAACUCUUCAGGAGCUCCUCUGCUGAUUUGAAACGCUACGCAGAGAAUCAAAUGUCUAUAUGCUGACAAAUCAUGUAGCCUCCUUUCAUUUAAACUGUUACUGAGCAGAGCACCUAUAUCCUACAUGGGUAUAGUUCUCCUUACAUUGGUCAAAAUAUUUUUUUAUCUUUCCUUUAAAAACGACCAACAGAGGAGCUUUUAUUUUGUUAUUUUUGUCAUUUUCUCAUGGCAGAGGGAUGUAAGUUUUUUGUUUUUUAUCAGCGCAGUGUUUGAGGUUUAGACCGUAAAGGCUCAGCAUCCAGGAGGCCAGAGCAUCGAGGCAGGAGAGAACCGUCCUCAUUCUUGUCUUUGUUUUUGUUUAUACAAGUUGUCUUAUUCUGCAUGUACAGCUUAAUGUCUCCUACCAUUUCGCUCGACUGCUGAGGGACACUUUGGUUUGUUUCACCCGCAGACUGUAUUGUGAAAAGCCAUAUUUUGAUGUACAUAUCAUGUCAAUGUUACUCUGUAACCUUUUGGAUUUGUUUUUUUUAUAUAUAUAUGUGAUCCAACAAUUCAUGUUUUGAACAAAAUAAAAGUUUUAGUC